AUGGAAGAAGGUUCGAAAGAAGGAGGAAACGGCCAGAGAGGAGGGCUGGAGGUGAAUCUGGUGUGGAAGAAAAAGGAGCAGAAGAAAUUUUAUGGUGGAGCUCUGGCUGGUAAGCUUAUUACAGAAAAGAAUAUGAAUAAACAGACGGUGAUUCAGAUGAUUAGAAAAGGCUGGAAUCUGAUAAGGAAUGAAGAUCUAGAGAUUUCUGAAGUAGACCGUAAUGCCUUCAUUUUCGAAUUUCGAAAAAAGGAGGAACGUGAUCGCAUUCUACGUGGUCGCCCUUGGUCGAUACAAGGUACCUUACUGAAUAUACAACCAUGGAAGGAUUCUAUAACCUUUAAUGAAAUUGAUUUUAGUAAAUGUCCUUUUUGGAUUCAAUUUCAUGAUCUGCCAUUGGAAGUAAUUGAUGUUGAGAAUGCUGAGAUUAUUGGAUCGAUGAUCGGAGAAGUAAAAUUAAUAGAAAAUCCAAGAAAGAAGGACCUGCUGGUUAGAAGUUUUCUACGAGUCAGAGUGAUAGUAGAUAUUCUGAAGCCGCUUAUUUCUGGUAUGUGGACGCCGAGACCAGACAAGGAUCCGAUUUGGAUCAAAGCAAAAUAUGAGCGUCUACAGAAUUUUUGCUUUGUCUGUGGUAGGAUUGGACAUGAUAUGAGAAUGUGUCCUACUAGAGACUCGGAAGUAGAAAAUGUAGAAAGAAAAUUUGGCGGAUGGCUGAGCACACCGGGAAUUAAAACCUUGGAGGAAGGAUUGAUCAAUUGUACUGGAGAAUGGGAAGAAUACGAGGUCUCUAAACAAGAAAAAAACAAGGCUGUCGGAAGAACAAAAAUGUUACAAGAUAGUGGAGGAAAGAGUGAGGAAAACAAUAAAGAUGACAAUGGUGUAAUAUCAUCAGGUAAUGAGUUACCGAAAGUUGCCUCAGACAGUUCAGCUGAAGGCAAGGAAAGUUGGAUAGACCAGAAUGUAAGCAGAAAGGGAGAGGGGAUACAAGGUGGAGCAACGGUGGAAAGCGACUCAAACUCACCUAUGUCGGAAGUGACUACUGGGCUGAAAAAGGUAAAACUAAAAAGAUCUUUUGUAGAAACUACAGAGAACCAGAUGGUUAAGAGGAGGAAGUUAUACUUUGAUGAGUCAAAUGUGACAGAUGAAAAGCAAGGGGUGGAAAAGAAGGGAAGUGAAGUGAGAAGGAGUGUUAGAGCUGUUCGGAAGAUGAUAAGAAGGAGUGGCAGGGAGAAUGAGAAGUCAAGACAGCAAGGAAGGGUAGGAGUAAAGGAGAAAGCUGAUUAUUCAGAAGAUUGGAUCCAGAAUACUGAUAAUGGGUAUGAAAUGUCUGCUGAAGGUCUUGGUGGCUGGCCUCAAACAGCCACCAAGGAGCCAUGA
This is a messenger RNA of Neltuma alba, 1374 nucleotides long. RefSeq lists its product as uncharacterized. The transcript is spliced from 2 exons. The record is from RefSeq and is a predicted model, not a curated record. Bases 1 to 1374 code for a protein of 457 amino acids. Gene Ontology annotation, molecular function: zinc ion binding; nucleic acid binding. Lineage: Eukaryota; Viridiplantae; Streptophyta; Magnoliopsida; Fabales; Fabaceae.